CAAAUGUUCUCUUCCUGGAGGAGACAUAUGUUCCUGUCUUUUCAUGAGGACCCCGUGCCCACCACAGCCACUUUCGGCUUGCUUCUUCCAUCGAAAGACUCACUUUCUCGGCAAUCCCUCCAGUGACCUCAUUGGAGAGGAGGUUGGGCAAUUUGAGGCCAUCGCGUUUCCACGGUGCUUCUCAGCCCAGAAAACACCUCCGAAAGCAGCUCUCGCCAUCAGAAAACCCAGACGAAGUCGCGAGCUUUUUCAUCCCCUGAGUCGCCGCGGAUGGCGUCCCGGACCCUCCUGGCGCUCCUGUCCCUGAACCGGAGCCAGCCCCGCCCCGCAAACGCCACGUCCUGUGACGACGCUCGGGAGGCCUGGGACCUGCUGCACAGGCUGCUGCCGACAUUGAUCCUCGCCAUCUGCGCCUGCGGCCUGCUGGGAAACCUGCUUGUGCUGUCCGUCUUCCUCCUGCCCCGGCGGCGCCUGAACGUGGCGCAAAUCUACCUGGCCAACCUGGCCGCCUCCGACCUGGUGUUCGUCCUGGGCCUGCCCUUCUGGGCGGAGAACAUCUCGAACCGGUUCCGCUGGCCUUUCGGAGCCCUCCUCUGCCGCGUCGUCAACGGGGUCAUCAAGGCCAACUUAUUCACCAGCGUCUUCCUGGUGGUGGCCAUCAGCCAGGACCGCUACCGGGUGCUGGUGCACCCCAUGGCCAGCCAGAGGCGGGGGCGCAGGCGGCGGGCGUGGGCCACCUGCGUGCUCAUCUGGGUGGCGGGGGGCCUCCUGAGCGUCCCCACGUUCCUGUUCCGUUCCCUCGCCGCCGUCCCGGAACUGAGCGACACCUGUGCCUGCGUGCUGCUGCACCCGCCCGGGGCCUGGCACUUCGCGCGGAUGGUGGAGUUGAACGUGCUGGGCUUCCUCCUGCCGCUGCUGGCCAUCGUCUUCUACAACGGCCAGAUCCUGGCCUCCCUGCGAGGGCGCGCGGAGGUGGGCGGCACGCGGAGCGGGGGCUCCCCGGGUGGCAAGACCGCGGGGCUCCUCCUCACGCUCGUGGCUGCCUUCCUGGUGUGCUGGACCCCCUACCACUUCUUUGCCUUCCUGGACUUCCUGUUCCAGGUGCAGGCCGUCCGCGGCUGCUUCUGGGAGAAGUUCAUAGACCUGGGCCUGCAGUACGCCAACUUCUUCGCCUUCACCAACAGCUGCCUGAACCCGGUGAUCUACGUCUUCGUGGGCCGGCUCUUCAAGACCAAGGUGCGGGAGCUUUGUAAACAGUGCGUCCCUAGGAGCCUUCGUCCCGGGUGCCUGGCCCAGCGGAAAGACAUCCUCCAACUUUUCUGGCAGAAGUAAAGCGGCGGGGAGUCACGAAGCUUGGCUUCCGGAUCCGCGGUUUUGGACAUCGGGAAGUCCUGUUGUGGUCGGCUGGGACAGUGAGCCCCCCGAAUGGCCAGGUCCCAGUCCCUGGGAACCGUGGGUGUGAUUAGGGUAGGAGGACUUUGCACAUGUGAUGGAGACAUGGAUCUUGAGAGCGGGAGAUUAUAGGGGACGGUCUGGGUGGGCCCGACGGAGCCACAAAGGUCCUUGUAAAAGGGCAGCGGCAAUGUCAGGGUCAGAGAAAGCCACGUGACAGCAGGAUCAGAGGCUGGGGUGUCGUGGGGAGCCCCGAGCCAUUGCUGGCACCCGCUGAAGGCCGGAGAAGGGAAAGGAGACGCAUUCUCCCCUCAAGCUUCCAGAAGGCGCCAGCCCUGUAGACACCCGACUUUAGCCCAAGGAGACGGACUUCAGAUGUCUGGCUUCCGGAUCCGUAAGGCAAUAAAGUUGUGUUGUUUUAAGUCAUCCGGUUGGUGGUAAUUUGCUACAGCAGCCAGAGGAAACUCAUACAACUUUCCAAUGAGGGUCCCUUGCCCGCCCAAAAUUUUCUCCGCUGACGGCUAGGCAUGCAGAGAUGAUACGGCUAGGGGUCCUAACCCCAAGGAACUUGCAGAAAUGAUUAGAGUAUAAAAAAAGAAAACAAGAGGGGCGCCUGAGUGGUUCAGGCGGUUAAGUGUCCAACUUCAGCUCAGGUCAUGAUCUCACGGUUCGUGAGUUCAAGCCCCACGUCGGGCCCUGUGCUGACAGCUCAGAGCCUGGAGCCUCUGCUUCGGAUUCUGUGUCUCCCUCUCUCUCUGCCCUCCCCCGCUCACGUGCUGUCUCCCUCUAUUUCUCUCUCUCUCAAAAAUAAAUACACA
This is a messenger RNA of Panthera uncia (snow leopard), 2210 nucleotides long. It is a transcript of the gene BDKRB1, whose product is annotated as bradykinin receptor B1. Gene Ontology annotation, biological process: immune response; inflammatory response; neutrophil chemotaxis. The transcript is spliced from 3 exons. Gene Ontology annotation, cellular component: membrane. Bases 271 to 1332 code for a protein of 353 amino acids. The record is from RefSeq and is a predicted model, not a curated record. Gene Ontology annotation, molecular function: bradykinin receptor activity. Lineage: Eukaryota; Metazoa; Chordata; Mammalia; Carnivora; Felidae.